AUGCCGUCGUUCUUCCAGCUGCUCAACGAAUCUAUGCAGUCGCACUGUGCGAUGAUGUUUCAAGUGUUCAACGAAGGAAUGGGCAUCAAGGCGUUGCUCCAUCAGACCAUCCUCGAGCAGUGCGGCCUUAUGUGGAAGGUGCACAGAUUUGUUUUCUUUCGAAUCGAUCGUGAGGAAAAUUGUUCGAACCUUAUCAUUUUUUCUCCUUGUUUCCUUUUGUGCAAGUUUCGACAGAAUGGGCACCAAAAAUUUAACACGCAAUUUUUGGAAUUUUCUUCAUUUCUCACAGUACUGAAGUCCAUUACUUUUCCUUAAUAAUGAUGUUGAUGAGGAUUCUGAAUUUUCUUUUAUCCACCGAAUUUUUUGAAAUUUUUCUUUUCAAGAAAUUCCUUUCCAAAUCUUUAAAAAUAAGGUUUGAACUAUGUUUUCAACCAUGACGUUUUUUUUUCAUUCAUGCUCAUUUCAACCAAUAUUUGCCUAGCACAACUUUUUUCUGUUCGAAAACGUAGUAUGUAUGAAGUUUAACGUGUAACACGAAUAACUGCAAAAAAGCAACUUUUCAAAAAGUUGCUUUUUUUAGAAAAAUUCUUUCCCGUAGCCUUCGCGACCUUUUUAUGUUCCGCAUGGGCGCAGUGCAACUCUAAUGAAACUACCGCAGUUUAACAGUUUUCCGCCUGAUCGGUUUCCCUCCUACUGCCCAGUAUUCUCUUGGAAAAUGAUGACCGGUCAUUUGAACGGUUUUUUAAAACUCACUCAAAACAUUUAAUUUUUAUUUCUGUCCGGCAUUUUUAAAAUCAUGAGAAAUAUGACUUCAACUUGUAAAUGAUGUGAAAAAAAAUACUAAAACAGUUCUUCCAGAAAGAAAUUCUGGGCGAUGAUGACGACGAAAACGAAGACAAAAGUCGAGAAUGGGCGCCACACAACGAAGAAAUCGCCAGGAAAAAACGAGAGAGGGAGAUGGAAAUUCUUCAGAACGAAGGUUCAACCAUCAACCAGGCUGUCAGAAAUUUUCUUUUUCCAGAGAAAGCGUCCAGCCAACGUUUGAAAAGCAUUGCGUUUCUGAUCCAAAGCGAUGGAUGGUUUUUCGAGGACGACGAUUUCAAUACGGACGAUUUUUAA
Caenorhabditis auriculariae is the source of this 1119-nucleotide messenger RNA. The record is from the annotation of a GenBank genome assembly. Lineage: Eukaryota; Metazoa; Nematoda; Chromadorea; Rhabditida; Rhabditidae.